Molecule: messenger RNA, 5331 nt
Organism: Labeo rohita (rohu)
Lineage: Eukaryota; Metazoa; Chordata; Actinopteri; Cypriniformes; Cyprinidae
Gene: glis2a
Product: GLIS family zinc finger 2a
Biological process (GO): regulation of transcription by RNA polymerase II; smoothened signaling pathway
Cellular component (GO): nucleus
Molecular function (GO): DNA-binding transcription factor activity, RNA polymerase II-specific; RNA polymerase II cis-regulatory region sequence-specific DNA binding
Source: RefSeq, a predicted model, not a curated record
CCAGGGAGAAAGGGAGAGAGAGAGACCACAUCUGGAGGAAAAUAAAGAAUCAUCAUUUCAUGUCCUCCACCCUCUUGUCUUAUUCUCCUCCCUCUCCCUCCGUCUCUUUUUUCUGACUGAGGAAGGAGCCGGGAGACAGUAGACAGGCGUCGUAAGCAAACGAUGCUCCUUUGAAAUGUAUUUAUUUUAGAACGAUUUAUCGUAACUUGACACAAUUCUAUAUUUUCCGACAAUUUAAAUUAACAGCAACAGUUUGCGUUUUAGUCUAAGUAUAGCCUGUCGUGUUGUGCGUGAGUUGGAAAUGGUCAACUGGAUCCAGGAGUGUUUUUGAUGAAGACAUCUGGCGUUUUAACCGUUAAGCGUUAAACGGACCGCGCGUUUCAAGUCCUCUCAGCGGGUCACGUAUUUCGGAAUCCGACGGAGCGUCUUUACUGAGGCGGGUGGAUCAAAGCCAUGCUGUCGCUGGACGAGCCACUGGACUUGAAGAUUCCCUCCGGCCGUGACAGGACGCUCAGAACGUCCAUCUGUGCCCCGCUACACUACUCUCGUGCUCGAAUAUCCCGCGCAUUGCACAAGCCCAAAAGCCCUGAUGCAGCUGACAAGGACAUGUCAGAUUCUUCAUCAUCCACGGUGGUAGAUCUGAGUCUGUCUCCAUCUUCCUCUCCCUCACCACCUUCUCCUAUAGACAGCGGUGCCAGCUGGAGCCCCACAGCGCCUCUUCUGGCCUCAGAAUCCGAAAGCACCACGUACCAUGAGGACAGCGCCUCUCCUCCUCCAGGUUUCCAGUUCUUUCUGCCGAUUGGUGCAGAGGGUCCCUUGCGCCUGCCCUCCUCGAUGCUGAUUGGUCAGCACUCCCCUGAGCCCUCAAAUGACGAACAGCUGGCCUGCCGCUGGCUAAAGUGCCAUCUGCUGUUCGAGAGCCUGCAGGAUCUGGUGGACCAUGUGAAUGACUCACAUGUGAAACCGGAGAAGAAUACAGGAUACUGCUGCCACUGGGAGGGCUGUGCGCGCAAGGGAAGAGGCUUUAAUGCCAGGUACAAGAUGCUGAUUCAUAUCCGCACUCAUACCAACGAGAAACCUCAUCACUGCCCCACCUGCCACAAGAGUUUCUCACGGCUGGAGAACCUGAAGAUACACACCCGCUCACACACAGGAGAGAAGCCGUACAUCUGUCCUUACGAAGGCUGCAACAAGCGCUACUCGAACUCCAGUGACCGCUUCAAACACACGCGCACGCACUACGUGGACAAACCCUACUGCUGCAAAAUGGUGGGCUGUCUGAAGCGCUACACCGACCCCAGCUCUCUCCGCAAACACAUCAAGGCACACGGCCACGCUGUGGUGCAGGAACGCACCGCCUCGCCUAGAACCAACAGGCUGGAAUUGGAUGGUCCCUCAUCUGUGGAUGGCCGACGAAUGGAUCGAUCUUACCCAGGAGCAGCUCGUUUCAUCCUACCGGGUGCGGCGACAAGCUUAUUUGGAGCUCACGCCUUCGCCGGGCCACUUAGCGGACACCCCCUUGAUCUGUCCAGGCUCAGUCCGCUUUUAGGAGCCGGGCCUAUGCUGUACCCCAGCUCUGGUGCUCUUGGGCUUGGGAAGGUGCCAAUCCUGCACCCCUUGUUGCUGCCACCAUUCGGCCUCGGCGGGGGUCCAGCUGAAAGAGCGGCUGAAGAAGAAGAUGAAGUUGAUGAUGAAGAUGAAGGCAGGAUGGGAGCGGGACGGGGCCCUCACUCAUGGGUCGUGAUCCCUCCGGGCAUGCUGUUCUUGAAACAGGUUGCAACCACGUAAAGAGACUGUUCACACUGCACACCAAUCUGAUUUGGAUUUCAAAUCAGAUCAUUUGUCACUUUGCAAGCGAUGAAAUCAGAUCCGUUAUGUUACGUCCUGAAAAAACUACCUGGAAAAAUGACUGUUGAGAGAGUUUAAUUGGAUUUUCAAUUGUUAGUGUACAAAUGUAGUGUGAAACUGGUUUGUUUGUUUUCUGUUCACACUACAAAAGGUAAACUGGUUUGAGUCAGAUACACCAAAAAAUGCUUCUUUUGAUUCUAAACAAGGCCUUAAGGGUCGUUCACACCAAUUACAAUAAUUAAUAGUGUUUGGCCAAAGUUUUCAGCCUAGAAUUUUUAUUUCAGUGCAUCCCUAAUUCUAAUCGUAUGAGAAUAGAAAAAGUCCACACCACAACUAUAAUGAAGAGCUAUAUUGUUGGAAUCACUCUGAGAACGUUGAAAAGCAUUGACAGCCAUUCAGAAUCCACCCUAAUUUUUAGAAAACUAGAACAUUUAAAGCAACAAACAACUUUAAACUGAACAUAUCUGUUUGUCCAUUUAUGUGAAAGUUAAUCAGGGGCCAAGCACUGAAGGUGCGAUGGCACCUAUUGUAUCCGUUGGCAUUCUUCUUUCGCUCAGGAAGUCUACGGCAGCUCACAGAACCGCUUGUGGGAAAGUUGUGAAAAUUGGUACACUGAUAGAGGACAGUGUCAUCAUUAUUUAAAACAAAAUUUAAAACUCAUAAGGUUUAGUUUUUUCGCUGUUUUUAACAGUUCGAAAAACCUACUUUUUCGAACUCAUCCUAGACGGCUUGUCUGAUUUUCACCAAAAUUGGCUCAGAUCAUCUUCAGACCAUGCAUUUGUCAAACCGUUCUCAAAUAACGUGCAAAUGAAUUCUAUGAAAAGCAUGCAAAAAUGGAUGUGAGGCUAUAUCUCCAAAAGUUUGGCGUAUUGAGACCAAACUUGGUGUGUGUUAUAACAAGCAUGACCUGAGGCUACCUGUAGUGUUUUGGCGUAGUGUCACCUAGUGGUCAGGAGAUAUAAAAAAAUAGCUGUUUUUGCUUAUAACUUCUUAAUGGUUUGGCCAAAAAUCACAAAACUGGUCUUGUUAGAUUUGGUCCAUAUUUUUAUAUUAGAGUCGAACCAGAUUUUCCCAUUUUUCACUCAAUUUUCCCAUGUCAGCUAUUUUGGGUGUCGGUCAUUUUGAAUUUUGUCAAAAAAUGCUAUAUUUUACAAAUGCAUUGGUGUAUCGUUACGAAACUCAGUAUGUGUCUUCGGCACCAUGCCCUGACAGUACUCAAAAAAUUGGGGGCAGCGCCACCUUCUGCCCAAAAGUUAUAAAGAAAUUUCCAAAAAUGCUAAUAACAUUUGAAUAAAUUGGGCUAUUGUAUUGUAUUGACACCAAACAUUUUAUGUGCCAUUGUCACCUCACACUAACCACGCCACAUCAAUUUGGUAACAGCGCCACCUAUUGGUCAAGAGUGAUAAACCAUUCAUUAACUAUUAAUCAUCAAAUUUCCAAAAAUGCUAAUAACCUUUGAUUGCAUUAGCCUAUUGUGUUGAAACUGGUCUCAAAAUAUUCCUUGGGUCAUGCCUACAACAUACAUUCCAAUUAUGAAAUAGUCGGACAAACUUCCUGUCCUUCAUAUUGAUAUAUGUUGAAAACAUACUUUUUCGAACUCCUGUUAGACCGUUUGUCUAAUUUUCACCAAAAUCAAGUCAAAUCAUCUUUAGACUGUGCUGACAAAAAGUUAUGGAUUCCAUGUUGAUAGAUAAAACCGUUUUCGUAUAGCGCCGCUACAGAUUUUAGAUUGAUGCCAAAAUGACUCUGAGGCUGUAUCUCUGCAAAGCUUUGACAUAAUGACACCAAACUGUGUGUGUGCCAUUGUUACCUCACACAGAACACACCACAUCAAUUUGAUAACAGUGCCACCUGUUAAUCAAAAGUGAUUAAACCAUAAGCCAUUAAAUCAAAAGCCAUUAAAUCAUAUUACUAGGAGUUCUAUGUUGUUUUUCUGCCAUUUUGACUAAAAUUAUCUUAAAAUGGCUUUCUUUACUCAUUGCUGCCCUGUAAUUGCUGCUUGCAGCUAUAUUAUAGUUAUUGUUCCUGGUGUGAAUGAGCCAUCAGUCACUCACUUUAAAGUUCAAGGAAUUGUAAAUAUUAGUUGUUGAGGUGCUGGCUUUUAGUGGAAUUAUCUGGGAGAGUAUAAUUCAAGUGUUUAAAUAGGCAAAACAAAGGUAAUUCAAAUAUUGAUUUUUUCAGUACUUCCUGACACACUGACCAAUGUUCAUACACCAUAUGUGUACAAUAUUAAUUAGUAUGUCAUCAAAGCCAAUAGAAUAUAUGUAAUGUGAUGUUUAAAAAGAAACUCAGACAAAGUGUUGCUUCAUAAUUCAUACUAUGCCCUGGAAAUAAUUUAACAGUGACUAAACAGAGAACAGGAUGUGAUACAUGUUUGACAACUAUAGGACAAUGAAUAGGCUAAACAUUUUAAUUUGUUAAAAUUACUAAAGAAAAACUAAGAUAGGUACUUUUAAAUGCUAUGAAUGAAUUUAAGCAUCACAACAUUGUAAUGUAAGUAUGAAAAAAUAUAUAUAUUCAUCUUGAGAUUACUUUUAAAAGUGUUAUUCAGUUUUUUAAAAAGCAAAGUUAAAUCUAAACGAAUAAAAAAGGUUAAAAUGAGCAUGCACAAUUAAAUAUAUGUUAAAAAGGUAUUGAUUUUGUUCAUUAAAAUAUAAAAAAGGUUUAUAUUGUAGUGUCUAUAAAACCAACGAGUUGUUAAAGCAGAUGAGUGUCUUUUUCGCAAAUUUUGAUACCAGUAGUUUCUCGCAACCAAGAAGUAAACAAUUCGGGACGUAGAGUUACAUAAGUUACAUUUUAGUAAUAAUUUAGCGAAUUCAACGCAGAUGUGCACCCUGAUUGCUAUAAGUAAUCAUUAGCUUGUGUUUUCAUUAUUAGCCAUUUAAUGGUGCCGCUUUAUGUUUUGUACGUUUUCGAAGACGAGACAUUGACUGUGUCAAAACCGUGUCAUAUGAUGACAUGAGUCCACUUGGACUCCACUAUUUGUUAUCCAUUAUUUACUUCAGAUUGGUAAACCUUUAUGCAUGGCUGACCUUUCUCGUUUGCACCGGGAACUGCAUAUGUAAUGUUGUAUUGCUCUGAUUUGAUAUCUGCCAUGCAUAAUGGAUAAACGCUAAGACUAUGGCCUGUCACGGUCAGCUCGAGUAUUGUAAUGAACUAUAUUUGCACAGGAUAUUUUAUCAAUUUUUUACCAAUACCAAGUGCCUUAUAUUGUGAGGUCGUUAUUGACGAAAUACAAUGUAUGAAAUACAUUUGGAUGUAUAUUGUCAGUUCAUGUAUGUAUAUUUUACCAGAUUUAGUUCAAUAGGCUUCUAUCGUAAAUGUUUUUUACACGUUUUCCUGACGUUGAGGCUUACGCCUCAUGAAGUUGAGCUAAUGCUAAUGUCUUACUAUACCACAGGACGUCUGUCAAUGUGACCGGAAUGAAAUUUAUGAAAUAGAGGACUAUGACGCAUAAGUCCAAUAAAGAGUGCAAUGAAUGAA